Messenger RNA from Suillus subaureus, 747 nucleotides. RefSeq lists its product as uncharacterized. Bases 1 to 747 code for a protein of 248 amino acids. The record is from RefSeq and is a predicted model, not a curated record. The transcript is spliced from 4 exons. Gene Ontology annotation, cellular component: intracellular anatomical structure. NCBI's taxonomy places the organism in Eukaryota, Fungi, Basidiomycota, Agaricomycetes, Boletales, Suillaceae. Gene Ontology annotation, molecular function: pyridoxal phosphate binding.
AUGGCUUCGACGACGUCAGAUAAGGCGACUCCAGAGCGGCGGGCAGAACUUUUGCAGAACCUCGCUGAAACCAAAAUUUGUUUCGCGGAAGCUUCGAAAUCUUCAUCUCACACUCUGACACUGGUAGCUGUAUCAAAGACCAAGCCGGCAUGGAUGACUCGUGCUUGUUAUGAGGAAGGCCAAAUAGAUUUUGGAGAAAAUUCUGAUAUCGAUCUAGUCAACAAGGCGAAAAAGCUGGCAGACCUUGAAAGCCUUCGAUGGCACUUCAUAGGUGUGAUGAAGAAAACAGAAGGAGACGAUUUUCGGAGGCGAGCAAGGAUGAGAGAACUUACAACGGUGUCGAAUCUUCAUGCCAUCCAGAGUUUGACUAGCAUCGAAGAUGCUGAUAUUUACAACAGUGCUAUACCGGCUGACCGCAAGACGCCUCUCAACAUGCUCUUGCAAGUCAACACAUCUGGGGAAAUCCAAAAGUCGGGACUGCAAUAUGGGCUGAUGACUAUUGGCUCACAGGCGGAAUCUCUGGCGUCAUCGGAGCGGCUAAAUCAAGAUUUCGAGGUGCUCAAAAAGACCAGAGAUGUACUAGAAGGGAUGCUUCGAAGCAAUCCAGCGUUCAAUGGGAGAUGGGGGGACAACGGAAAACUGCUGCUCAGCAUGGGUAUGACUGCUGAUUUUGAGGCAGGCUUACGAGCUGGUAGCCACAUUGUCAGGGUAGGAACUGGUAUAUUCGGAGCUAGACGUAUGAAGUGA